AACGAACAUUCACAGUCGACCCGCUCGUCGCACCAACAGGGACGCACACCACAUUUGCAGCUCUCGUCACACCGCCGCGUACGGUUUAUUAUUUUUAUUUUACACAUUAAAAAUAAUACAACAAUAUAUUCGUACGACUCGGCGUCGUGCGUCUAAGUCUUCGAGUGUGUUCGCAUACAGUACUUAUAAUAAUAAUAUAGAGUGUCAUUCGUCUGCGGAUUUAAAUCGCGGUUUGUGUACUCGCGUCGUCCGCUGCAGUGUGUUCGCCCGCAGGCACCGACAAUUCUAUCCGAUCGUCGGCCAAAUAAAGGUGCUGGUGUGCCAAUCAUCAUGAAUACGUCUUUCUUGCGGUUGCUGUGCACUCUCUUUGCACUAUCCCAUUAUGCAUCGGCUCAAAGUGGUUACAAUUACAACAAACCAUCAAAUCCCUUAAAUGGUCCUACUACGUCAAGACCAUACGGAAACGAUGGAUUAAUAGCUAAGCCAUCAGGCACUAGUUAUCCUACUUCAUUCCCUACAACAGUUUCAUCAUACCCAACUCAGGCUGACCAAUUUGGUUCUACUGGACCUACUGGUACACCCAGUUUUACUGGUGGAUAUGGUGGCCAAACAGCCUAUCCUACAUCUGCACCCCAAGAUUUCACUACUGCCAACUUCCCUAGUUCAACCGCACAACGACCUGGAAACUUUCCUACUGGUUCUGGUUCAUCGCCUGGCUAUGGCUCAUCUGGUGAUGGUUCUUCUGGAGCAAACACGAGACCAAGCUAUGGUCCAAGUGGAUCAGAAAGCUUAGGAGUUCCCCAAAGUGGUAAUGGAUAUGGUGUUGGAUCAGGAUCUGGUUUUGGAUCUGGAAGCUCAAGACCAAGUGGAUUUGGUGGAAGUUCCGGAACACCAAGUUCAACUGGUUUUGGAAGUGGAAGUGCACCUGGUAGUUAUGGAAGUGGUAACAAUGUUGGAACUACUGGAUUUGGAAGUGGUAAUGCCCCUGGUAGUUAUGGAAGUGGAAACAGUGUAGGAACUACUGGAUUUGGAAGUGGUAAUGCCCCUGGUAGUUAUGGAAGUGGAAACAGUGUAGGAACCACUGGAUUUGGAAGUGGAAGUGCCCCUGGUAGUUAUGGCAGUGGUAACAGUGUAGGAAGCACUGGAUUUGGAAGUGGAAGUGCACCUGGUAGUUAUGGAAGUGGAAACAAUGUUGGAACUACUGGAUUUGGAAGUGGCAAUGCCCCUGGAAGUUAUGGAAGUGGUAAUAAUGUAGGAAACACUGGAUUUGGAAGUGGUAAUGCCCCUGGUAGUUAUGGUAGUGGAAACAAUGUAGGAACUACUGGAUUUGGAAGUGGUAAUGCUCCGGGUUAUGGUGGUAGUAGUGGUUCUGUACAAGGAACAGGUUUUGGAAGCAACCCAGGAUCAAGUGGUUUUGGUAUAGGUAGUUCACCUGGCAAUUAUGGAAAUAACAACAUUGGUAGUGUUGGUACACAAGGACCAAACGGUUUUGGCAGUGGUAACAUUGGAUCCAAGCCAAGUUAUGGAGGUACUGGAAUUGGUGGACCUAGCAGUGUGGGUGGUGGAAGUGCUGGCGCGCAAGGACCUAGCAGUUUCUUUGGUGGAAACGCUGGUAGUCAAGGACCUAGCAGUUUCUUUGGCGGAAACGCUGGUAGUCAAGGACCUAGCAGUGUAGGUGGUGGAAGUGCCGGUGCACAAGGACCCAGCAGUUUCUUUGGCGGAAACAGUGGUAAUCAAGGACCUACUAGUUUUGGAAAUGGUUUUGGAUCUGGUAACUCGCCAGCUGGAAAUAACGAUGAUGGUUCUUACGAAGGUGGAGACUUCUCUGCUAUACCCGGAGAGCCAGGUACAGACUACCCAAUACUAUCCGAAAUACCAAAUACUUCAUUUACUUGUAACCAAAGAUUACCAGGAUACUAUGCUGACACCGAAACCAGAUGUCAAGUAUUCCAUAUAUGUUCUAAUGAUAUUAAAUACGAUUUCUUAUGUCCUAACGGAACAAUAUUCCAUCAACAGCACUUUGUAUGUGUCUGGUGGAACCAGUUUGAUUGUUCAACUGCUGAAAGUCUAUAUGGCUUGAACGCUAACAUUUAUGACUAUUCAAAAGUAGGUUCUCCGGGACAAUCAGGUCCACAAGGACCUAUCGCUAAUUACCCUGGUCAAGUUGGUCCAAAUGGACCAAUCGGUAACUUCCCAGCAAUUUCUGGUCCACAAGGUCCAGUUGCAAACUACCCAGGACAGUCAGGACCACAAGGACCAACCGCCAACUAUCCAGGACAAUCUGGUCCUCAAGGACCAAUUGCUAACUUCCCAGCAAUUUCUGGUCCACAAGGUCCAGUUGCAAACUACCCAGGACAGUCAGGACCACAAGGACCGACCGCUAACUAUCCAGGACAGUCUGGUCCACAAGGUCCAGUUGCAAACUACCCAGGACAGUUAGGACCACAGGGACCAACCGCUAACUAUCCAGGACAAUCUGGCCCACAAGGUCCAGUUGCAAACUAUCCAGGACAGUCAGGACCACAAGGACCAACCGCUAAUUAUCCAGGUCAAACUGGUCCCCAGGGUCCAACAGCCAACUACCCAGGACAGUCUGGUUCUCAAGGUCCAUCAUCCAACUACCCAGGACAAAUAGGAUCACAAGGUCCAACUGCCAACUACCCAGGACAGUCUGGCCCUCAAGGUCCAACUGCCAACUACCCAGGACAGUCUGGCCCUCAAGGUCCAACUGCCAACUACCCAGGACAGUCUGGCCCUCAAGGUCCAACUGCCAACUACCCAGGACAAUAUGGCCCUCAGGGUCCAACAGCUAACUACCCAGGUCAAUCGGGUCCUCAAGGUCCAUCUGCGAAUUACCCAGGUCAAUCAGGUCCACAAGGUCCAACUGCCAACUACCCAGGACAAUAUGGUCCUCAAGGUCCAACUGCCAACUACCCAGGACAAUCUGGUUCUCAAGGGCCAUCAGCCAACUAUCCAUCUCAGACAGGUGCGGUAUUCCCGAGCCAACGUCCAAGUAGCUACCCAGGUGCACAAUCUACACCAUCAUACCCAUCUACCGGUGUGAACAAUAACGGUCGACCAAGUUCUCAAGGUCCAUUUGGAAGUACAGGAACAACACCUUACCCCAGUCAAGGAAGUACUGUGGGAUCGUAUGGUCCAAGCUCAACUUUAUCAGGUGUAUCGCCGACUCCUGCAUCAUACCCAGGAUCAACCAUAUCUGAUGCGCAGUUUGUAAACUCUUACAAUAAGCCACCAGUACCAGACAGAGAAUACUUGCCACCGUAUAGAAAAUGAUGACCUAAGCUCAAAAUUGCCAUAAUUUAGUUUUACUAUCAAAUUUAUUACUUAGUGUUAAAUUUUUUUAUAUUAUUUUUAUUAUUGAACAUUAUUAAUAUCACAAUAGCUUGUUUCGCUUAUUUAAAGUCAAUUAUAUUAUAAAUAAUAAUCUAAAUACUAUAUAGAAGAGAAUAAUUUAAAAAUUCACCUAAUCGUUAUCUACGUAUUAAAUUAUGUAUAUAAAAUGAAUUAUUUGUAAUGAUCAUCUUUUUGCAAAUGUUAUUAAAUUAUGCAUCAAUAACAUAUUACAAUAUCAUACUCAUGAAUAACUACUUGUAAGGAGUGUUAUUACAAUAUUGCUUUAUAUUCAUCAAAAACCUUUAUACUUUUUUUUGCUUAUUUUUAUACUUUUGUACUACAUAUUAUAUAUAUAUUAUAUAUAAGUAAUCUAUUAAUCAUAUAUCGAAAACUGUGUUACCAUUACUAUAAGCGAUGUGAACAACAUUAUGUAAUAGAAUUGAUUUUUAGUUUACAAACAAA
Molecule: messenger RNA, 3816 nt
Organism: Aphis gossypii (cotton aphid)
Lineage: Eukaryota; Metazoa; Arthropoda; Insecta; Hemiptera; Aphididae
Product: spidroin-2-like
Exons: 5
Coding region: 331-3294 (987 amino acids)
Cellular component (GO): extracellular region
Molecular function (GO): chitin binding
Source: RefSeq, a predicted model, not a curated record